Molecule: messenger RNA, 2391 nt
Organism: Linum tenue
Lineage: Eukaryota; Viridiplantae; Streptophyta; Magnoliopsida; Malpighiales; Linaceae
Source: the annotation of a GenBank genome assembly
UUUGCCUCUUUUUCUUCACCGUCUUCUUCUUUUCCUCUGUAUCCGACAGCUGCUCCGGGAAAGCGCCGGCAGAGCCACUGAUGGAAGAGGAAGAAGCGGACGCCGAAAUUGAAGGAUGAGGAAGGAGUUUGAUGAUUGAAUUGCCGGUAAGGUAACCAUUCGUCCCCAAAACCAGAGCAUCCUGAUAGUUUUUUGACCUACAGAGCCUGAGAGAGCUAUGGCGUUUACUAAAGAUCUUUGCUUUACCGAUUGGUGGGGUAGAAUAGGAGCUGGAGUGGCCAAAAAAGAGAUGGGUUUUGUGGGAACUUGAAAACUGAGCGCGAUGACAAUGUGAGUGAUGAUGGGUCGAUGCAAUUGCUACCCGAUUGCCACUCAUGGUGGCUGUUUGUUAGCGCCAAAAUUCAGACAGAGAAAAAGUGGAUAAGGUUGGUUGGUUUACUCACUUGGGAAAGAACGAUGAAUGAGAAAAGAAAUGCGAGAAGAGGAGAAAACGACAAAGCCAUUCUUUUAGCCGGCGCGCUACCAAACUACUCGUUUCCAUCGUUAUAUCAAAUCACCACCGACAAUUGGAGAAAGAACAGAGAGCGCAAGAGAGAGAGUUUCACUCACGGCGGCGAAAUCACUGACGGGUAAGUAACUAUGGAGGCUUUGGUGUGCAAGAAACUCGGCGAUCCGUCGACGGCAGCCGGCGGCGAUUCACCGAUCGUCCUGAGCAAGAAUCACCCGGUUCCGCCGCUUGACUCUCCCACCACCGUCAGAGUAAGGGUUAAAGCCACAAGCUUGAACUUCGCCAAUUACCUUCAGGUUCUCGGGAAAUACCAGGAGAAGCCUCCGCUGCCGUUCAUUCCAGGCUCCGAUUACGCCGGCGUCGUCGACGCCGUCGGUUCCGGCGUCUCCCUUUUCAAAGUCGGAGACCAUGUUUGCUCCUUUGCCUCCCUAGGUUCCUUCGCCCAGUUCAUCGUCGCCGAUCAGUCCGAACUGUACCUGGUGCCAAAAGAAUGCGAUCUGGUGGCUGCCGCUGCUCUUCCGGUGGCUUUUGGAACCUCUCAUGUUGCUCUUGUUCACAGAGCUCAGCUGGGUUCUGGCCAGGUUCUUCUGGUUCUUGGAGCAGCUGGAGGUGUUGGCCUUUCUGCUGUCCAAAUUGGCAAAAUUCGUGGAGCGAUUGUUAUUGCUGUUGCUAGGGGAGAUGAGAAGAUUAAACUUCUGAGGUCGAUGGGAGUUAAUCAUGUCGUGGACUCGACUAAAGAAGGUGUUACCGCGAGUGUCAAGAACUUUCUCAAGUCGAGGAAGCUCAAAGGGGUGGAUGUUCUGUAUGAUCCAGUUGGUGGGAAGCUUACGAAAGAGAGCUUGAAGCUUCUGAAUUGGGGUGCACAGAUUCUGGUUAUUGGUUUUGCCAGUGGUGAAAUACCCCUCAUUCCUGCCAACAUUGCCCUUGUCAAGAACUGGACUAUUCAUGGACUUUACUGGGGAAGCUACAAGAUACAUAGACCAUCUGUUCUUGAAGAUUCUCUCAAGGAGCUUCUCAGCUGGAUGGCUCAGGGACUCAUCACUAUCCACAUUUCUCAUACGUACAGCCUCUCGGAGGCCAGCCUUGCUUUUGCGGCAAUUAAAGAGAGAAAAGCCAUUGGGAAAGUGAUGAUUACCAUUGAUGAUGCAAGCCAUUCAAGAUCAAAGCUUUGAAACAUUAUCAACCACGUGAUGAGCUCAUCUGAUGAAGCAACAACAUGCAGAAUCUUGUGCACGGAAUACAAUCAUCAGAAGGGAAACCAACUGCCAACUUUAGGCUCGAAGUUAAUUGGAAGAGAAUUUAGCAGAUGUAAUGAUGUGAGUGAAUGAAAAUUUGAGGUGAAUGAACCUUUAUACACAGCAAAGAGCAGAACGGCACAGACUAGUUUGGAAAGAAGAAAAAAGAGAUGGAUAAGAAGGAACUAUAGAUAUGGGAACUUCUGGCAGUUGGUUCUAUCUUCGGCAACAAUGAAUGAACUAUGAGCUGCUUUGUUCCCCUUAGUUGCAUGAAAAUGGCUCUUGUUGUUAAUAAGUUGAUAUGGCAUUCAGUCAUGUUGUUUGCUGAUAUUGAUCUCAGACUGGUCUUUGUUCUUUUUUCCUUCUGUUGGAGGAUUAUUCAAUAAAUUGAGGGACUGCAAGUCUGCAACGGACCGAACGGUUCAACCCGUUGAUCCACUUAUCAAUGACCGGUCCGAUAUGAUUCCAGCUAUAUGAGGGGAAACAUGGGUUGGUCGACAAAACAUGGUACACCAAGUGAACCGUGGUAUGCUAGCCAGUAUGGAUUCUACUGUGACCAGUCAUGCCAUUAAUCAAGCAAUUUUUCUUGUUGAAAAAACAGUACAAGGCUGAUAUACGUAUUAAACCCUCAAUGUCUCCAAAGAUGGA